Molecule: messenger RNA, 705 nt
Organism: Symsagittifera roscoffensis
Lineage: Eukaryota; Metazoa; Xenacoelomorpha; Acoela; Convolutidae
Exons: 2
Coding region: 1-705 (234 amino acids)
Source: RefSeq, a predicted model, not a curated record
AUGAGUGAGGUUGAAUGGGAUGGGGUGGGAUGGGGUGGGAUGGACAGAGGUGAGCCGGCGAGUAAAAAACCUUUUGAUCCUCUCUACACUCUUCGGAACCAACUGGGGGGUUCAGGUGGCUCUCUCAACGGAUCUCUUCUCUCUAACGGCGGAUCCCCCAACAUCACUACCCCGCCCAGUCAACCAAGCACCGCCAACUCCCAUUCCUCGCCCUCGUCCUCUUCCGGAUCCAAAAAUUCAUCAUCAUCAUCAAAUUCCUCCUCACAGAAAUCACAGCACCACAACAACUCCGUCACAUCAAGCGGAGGCGUCGUGGGAAGCAACGGCAGUGCUAGCGGAACAACAAGUCGUUCCUCGCCAAGCACGCGAAGUGCAAAUGGGAACCUGUCGAACGGACUGUCGUCUCUCUCUUCUUCGUCCGGCGGAUCGACCACUGCAAACUCCUCGGCUGCCAAAAUGUCACCUCCAAACUUGACUAACCUUCUGGGCUCACCCGGGCUGAACUCUAGCGGAACAACGGCCGUCAACGGCACUUUGGUGGCUUCGGGGGUGGCGAACAACUUGGGGACAAACUCGACCUCAACUUCGCCCAAAUCUGAAACUGACUCGAUCAGAAGUUUAGUGAAAAGCUACCGAGAAUCAGCCGCGUUUCUAAAUCGAUCAGCAGAUGAAUUGGAAAAACUGCUGAGCGGGACUUCAACUUGA